This is a messenger RNA of Gekko japonicus, 995 nucleotides long. It is a transcript of the gene LIX1, whose product is annotated as limb and CNS expressed 1. The record is from RefSeq and is a predicted model, not a curated record. Gene Ontology annotation, cellular component: cytoplasm. Gene Ontology annotation, biological process: autophagosome maturation. The coding region runs from base 10 to 855 and encodes 281 amino acids. NCBI's taxonomy places the organism in Eukaryota, Metazoa, Chordata, Lepidosauria, Squamata, Gekkonidae. The transcript has 6 exons.
CAGACCAAGAUGGACAGAACCUUGGAAUCUCUACAACAUAUAAUUUCCCAAGUCCUGCCUCACAGAGACCCUGCACUUGCAUUUAAAGACUUGAAUGUUGUGGCAAUGCUGCAGGAAUUUUGGGAGAGUAAACAGAAACAGAAAGGUGUAUUUUCAAGUGAAGGCACUGUGGUAUAUGAGUCACUGAAUUCACCUGGGCCUCCAUUUGUGAGUUAUGUCACCCUGCCUGGAGGAAGCUGCUUUGGUAAUUUUCAGUACUGCUUGAGCAGGGCAGAGGCAAGACGAGAUGCUGCAAAAGUAGCUCUGAUCAAUUCUCUCUUCAAUGAACUGCCUUGUCGCAGGAUCACAAAGGAGUUCAUUAUGGAAAGUGUUCAAGAAGCUGUUUCCUCGACCAGUGGUUCUUUACAUGAUGCAGAUGACCCAAGCACAAGUAUUGGAGCCUAUCAUUAUAUGCUGGAGUCCAACAUGGGGAAAACAAUGCUAGAAUUUCAGGAACUGAUGAUUGUCUUUCAAUUACUGCAUUGGAAUGGAAGCCUCAAAGCCCUGCGUGAAACAAAGUGCUCUCGGCAAGAAGUGAUUUCCUACUAUUCCCAGUACAGUUUAGAUGAAAGAAUGAGAAGCCACAUGGCCCUGGACUGGCUGAUGAAGGAGCAAGAAACUCCAGGAGUUAUUUCCCAAGAGCUACAAGUGGCACUCAGAGAGCUGGAAGAAGCAAGGAAAGCCGGACAGGAGCUGCGGUUUUACAAAGAGAAAAAAGAAAUACUGGGCUUAGCACUGAGUCAGCUCUACAGCGAUCAUGCCGUCACAUCUUCAAAUGAUGAUCAUAUGAGUCUAGCCCUAAGUGGCUUUCGCUAGGGCAGCCUGUAGCUGCCAAAUAGGUGUGUAACCCUGAGCAGUAAUGUGGGAAUUCAGAUCAACUCAACGUAACCAUUCACCUUCACCAUAUGAGGGCUGGAUCCUGCCGACCCACUCUGCUGAAGGCAGCACUUUCCUCC